Messenger RNA from Colletotrichum abscissum, 1812 nucleotides. Its product is annotated as POT family protein. Gene Ontology annotation, biological process: transmembrane transport. Gene Ontology annotation, cellular component: membrane. The record is from RefSeq and is a predicted model, not a curated record. The coding region runs from base 1 to 1812 and encodes 603 amino acids. Lineage: Eukaryota; Fungi; Ascomycota; Sordariomycetes; Glomerellales; Glomerellaceae. Gene Ontology annotation, molecular function: transmembrane transporter activity. The transcript is spliced from 2 exons.
AUGUCUGCAGCUGAGAAUGUUAUUGGUCUCAACGUGCACAAGGUCGUCGAACCCGACUCCGACCAAGGCGUACACCCCGAGAAGGCUCAACAAGUCAGUACCCUCGACGUAGAGUCCCAAAACAACUCCCUCGAUCAGGCACACUCUGUCAUCGAUGAUGAUGCCUACCCGGCUCCGACUGCUGAAGAGCGGUCGACGCUUCGCAAAGUUGCAGACUCCAUCCCUAUCACAUCAUGGUCUCUUUGCGUGGUAGAAAUGGCCGAGAGAGCAUCAUACUAUGGUGUCAAGGCCGCUUUCAACAACUAUCUCCAGUUUCCACUGCCCGAAGGAGGUCCUGGCACCGGUGCCAUCGACAAGUCCAAGCCUAAUUCCCAUGCCGGCGCUCUUGGUCUGGGACUGCAGACAGCCUCUGCCUUGGGUCUCCUCUUCACCUUCCUGGCCUACGUCAUUCCCAUCUUUGGUGCGUGGAUUGCAGACGUCAAGAUCGGCCGUUACAAAGCCAUUGCAUGGGGUGUUGGUAUUGGAGGUGUUGCCCAUGUUAUCAUGGUCGGAGGCGCUGCUCCGUCAAUCCUGCAAGCCGGCAAAGGUGUUGCCCCGUUUCUUAUCAGCUAUUUCCUACUUGCCAUCGGAGCCGGUAUCUUCAAGCCCAAUGUUGCACCGACAGUCAUCGACCAGUACAAGCACCAACGCGAGUACACCAAGGUGCUCAAGUCGGGAGAGAAGGUCAUCGUCGACCCCGAGACUACAGUCAACCACAUCAUGCUGAUCUUCUACGCCUUCAUCAACGUUGGCGCCUUCUUCUCCAUCGCCGUCGUCUACAUUGAGAAGUACCACAGUUUCUGGCUGGCAUAUCUCGUUCCUGGUAUCGUCUACUUCCUGCUUCCGCUUUUGCUUGCCGCCACGUACAAGCGCACAGUCAGAGUCGCACCUCAGGGUUCCGACUUGAACCGCUUCGUCAAGAUCACAGUUUCCGCAAUCAAGGCGAGCAAGGGAAACAUCUUCUCCAAGAAUGUGUGGCAGAACGUCCGCCCUACCGCUCUCGCCGAACGGGGAGUCCAUGUCGGCUACUCUGAGAAGGAUGUUGACGAUGCUCGCCGCACGUGGCAAGCAGUUCAGAUCUUCCUCUACAUCCCAAUCUGGUACUUGAACGAUGGCGGCGUUGGAAACGUCCAGAGCAACCAAGGUGCGGCAAUGACAUCUGACGGCGCACCGAACGAUUUGCUUAGUCACUUCAACCCCUUGGUCAUCAUCGUCUUCUCACCCUUCAUGGCCAAUGUCGUCUACCCCUUCCUCGAGCGUAGAAACGUCAAGUUUGGACGCAUCAGCAGGAUGACAGUGGGAUUCGUUUUGGCCAUUAUCUCUUCCCUCAUUGGUGCAUUGGUACAAUGGCGUGUCUAUGAGACGAGUCCUUGUGGCUACGCUGCCAGCGACUGCGACGACGUCUCCCCUCUCUCGAUCUGGUGGCAAAUUCCCAAUGUCGCACUCGGUGCGAUGUCCGAGAUCUUCAUCAACGUCACGGCCUACGAGUUGGCUUAUGCUCGCGCCCCGGAGCACAUGAGAUCGACCGUUGUUGCUCUGUUCCUCUUCAUGACAGCCUUGAGCAGUGCCUUGGGACAGAUUCUUCUUCCGUCUAUCGCGGACCCAACCCUAAUUUGGGCUUGGGCUGCCCCUGGUAUCGCCCUCUUCGUUCAGACCAUCGUCUUCUGGUUCAGACACCGUCAUCUCAACGACGAUGUAUUCAUGACGUACAAGGAGGACUUCGAGAGCGUCAAUUCCGGGGAGAAGAAGAUUGUUGAGAAAGAUGAGAAAUGA